AAGGCCGGACGGUCCUUCUCAAUGACCAGAAACCAGAAAAUGAUCGCGGUACUUCUUGUAUUGUUUCUACAUUUUCUGCAGAUUACGUCAGGAGGUGGCCCGAUUAUUACGGGAGACUUUGGUAACCUCGCACCACAAUGUGAAGAAUUUGCUAAAACUUAUAUUAAAGCGCUUCCUGAUUUAAAAGAGGCCAAACUCCGGCUUCGCUACUGCGACUUCUCUUACGUACGCCAAACUGCAACAGGGCAGCGAAUAGUAGGAGAGUACGCACUUCCUAAUGGAUUUCCCUGCGCCUUUGGUGCGACAUGCUAUGAUGGAGCUUGCAAGUGCAGCGAAUGCGAGUAA
Messenger RNA from Ixodes scapularis (black-legged tick), 345 nucleotides. RefSeq lists its product as uncharacterized. The record is from RefSeq and is a predicted model, not a curated record. Lineage: Eukaryota; Metazoa; Arthropoda; Arachnida; Ixodida; Ixodidae. The coding region runs from base 22 to 345 and encodes 107 amino acids. The transcript has 4 exons.